Messenger RNA from Ambispora leptoticha, 473 nucleotides. The record is from the annotation of a GenBank genome assembly. Lineage: Eukaryota; Fungi; Glomeromycota; Glomeromycetes; Archaeosporales; Ambisporaceae.
AACUUGCAAAAAUGAUUUUAUUUGAUAUGUCUAAUGGAACUCUCAGUUUACAUUCUAUCGACAAAGUAUACUUUACAUUAGCAUUAACUCCUAUAGGUGCUAUUGUAAUCUUUUCUAUGUGUAUGAUAUUCGGCUGUGAUGGAAUUGCUAAUGAAGCUAUUACAUCUAUGUUUGGCUGUGGAUAUAUGAUUGCUUGGCUAAUAGUUCCAAGCGCAUACACAGCAUACACAGUUAAUGAAAUGGGAAACAUUCCAUUUACUUGUCCAGAUUCCUAUAACUACUCUCUUCCCUUACUUCACACCACUUGUCAGAUUCGGGCAACGAACUUGAUAUUUAUAUGGGCAUAUCCCACAUUUCUUGUUUUUAGUUCUAUUCUUCUUGUAAAUGAUGACAAUAAUAAUGAAAAUGAGGUUUCUGAUAUUUGUGAAAUACCCUUUGAAGUAGUAGAGCGUAUUGAAGAUGUUGUCAUUUAA